CUUCAUUUUCUUUAUCGCAACCAUGCAGACGCUGCGUUUGAUAUUAUUAUUCUCAUUAUGCAUCGCCGGCUCUUAUCAAAAUCCUGUCUUGAGAGGAAAAAAAAUCGAUAUCAACCUUGCGCCCUACAUGGCAGUAUUUGAAUUCAACAAUAAGCAAAUUUGCGGCGCUGCCAUAAUAUCGUCGCAGUGGCUCGUAUCGGCUGCCCAUUGUUUCAACGCCGACAGAGACAUACGACAGCACGGACGAAUAAGAGUUGGCACGUCGUCGAAGGAGACCGGUGGCACAGUUUUUAAGAUCAAAAACGUCAUCAAUCAUCCAGGUUUUAAACGUAAUAAAGUGUACGACGACAUCGCUUUGAUCGAGGUCGAAGGAAACAUCGAUUUCAACGAGAAUCAAAAUGCCAUCGCCGUGGUGAAUUCCGCAGACGUGUACAAGGUCGGCACAAAAAUGCAGAUAGUCGGCAUGGGCUGUCAGUUCUCACCCGAUAAACGACACUUCAACGAGAUCGUCGCGUCGAGCCACCUGAACAGCGCCAAAGUGGAGAUCGACGAGGACUCGGCCUGCGACGCUCUGUUCCGACACUUGAAGAUGCCGCAGAUGCGGCACGAGAUACAGUUCUGCGCCAAGAGCGCACCGUCGGGCGUCUGCAAGGGCGACUCGGGCGGGCCGGCCGUAGUCGACAAUCACCUGGUCGGCGUCAUAUCCCUGAGCUACGACUGGGGCAACGAGGACUAUCCCGACACGUACACCAAAGUUUUCCACUAUCGCGAUUGGAUAUCCCGGGAAACAAAUUUGGUCUUGUAGUAGUAGAUAGUAGUAGUGCGUAACAAUGUGCAAUAUCGAGCUGCGCGCAGCAGCAGAGCCUCGAGUGAAAACAUUGUUGUGUAAUAUAUAAAGUUCAGGCCAUCGUGUGUAUA
Messenger RNA from Trichogramma pretiosum, 918 nucleotides. RefSeq names its product trypsin-6-like. Gene Ontology annotation, biological process: proteolysis. NCBI's taxonomy places the organism in Eukaryota, Metazoa, Arthropoda, Insecta, Hymenoptera, Trichogrammatidae. The transcript is spliced from 6 exons. Bases 23 to 805 code for a protein of 260 amino acids. The record is from RefSeq and is a predicted model, not a curated record. Gene Ontology annotation, molecular function: serine-type endopeptidase activity.